CUGCGUGCGCGCAGGUCCCAAAACCAAAAAUAUACCAUAACAUCCUCGGGCAUCGUUAAAAAGUGCGAUUCAAUCCUUGCCUUGGUAAAGAGCAUGCGGCAAGACACUGCGACGAAGGAUGGAACGAAGAUGGAGGGGGCGUCGGCAAACGCAAAUGCCGAUGAGGCCCUCGCGAGGAUGGGCUACAAAAGUGAACUGCCUCGAAAUCUAAGCAUGUUGAGUGUCCUAGGAUUGUCCUUUGCGAUUAUCGCUGCUCCUUACGGGUUAAGCACAACCCUAUACAUCACCCUGACUGACGGACAAUCUGUGACAAUCAUUUGGGGAUGGAUCCUCGUUACGCUGAUUUCGAUUGCGAUUGCUUCAUCCUUAGCCGAAAUCUGUUCCGUAUAUCCCACGGCAGGCGGUGUAUAUUACUGGAGCGCAAUGCUGUCGACAAGAGAGUGGGCGCCAAUGAUGUCCUUUAUAGACGGCUGGCUGACCCUGGUUGGAAACUGGACUGUAACGUUGAGUAUAAACUUUGGCGGUGCUCAGUUGAUCCUAAGCGCCAUAUCACUAUGGAAUGAGGAAUAUGUGCCGAACGAAUGGCAGACGAUUCUCACCUUUUGGGCCCUGAUGCUCAUAUGCGCGUUGAUCAACGUGUUUGGUUCCCGGUACCUAGACCUGAUUAACAAGAUCUGCAUAUAUUGGACAUCCACAAGCGUCAUUAUCCUCAUGGCAACGCUACUCUCGAUGGCGAAAACACGAAGAAGCGCAGAAUUUGUGUUCACCCACUACGAUGCUUCAGCUAGUGGCUGGCCUUCGGGAUGGGCCUUUUUUGUUGGCUUACUUCAACCGGCUUACACUCUGACUGGUUACGGAAUGGUAGCCGCGAUGUGCGAAGAGACCCAAAAUCCUCACCGCGAAGUGCCCAAGGCAAUCGUCCUGUCCGUUGUUGCCGCGGGGAUAACAGGUCUGGCGUAUUUAAUUACAAUUCUUUUUGUCCUUCCGCCUGUGAAAAUGCUCCUGGAGGUGGCAAACGGGCAGCCAAUCGGUCUUUUGUUCAAGACUGUGACCGGAUCUGCUGCUGGAGGCUUCGGCAUGCUUUUCCUGAUCCUUGGCAUCCAGAUCUUUGCCGGCAUUGGUGCAUUGACGGCAGCUAGUCGAUGCACGUAUGCAUUCGCUCGUGACGGUGCCAUUCCCGCAUCAAGAAUUUGGCGGAAAGUGAAUCACAAACUGGACGUUCCACUGAUGGGUAUAGUCCUAUCGACACUUGUGGACUGCCUCCUGGGAUUGAUCUAUUUCGGAUCCUCUGCAGCUUUCAACUCCUUCACCGGUGUCGCAACCAUCUGCCUGUCUACCUCCUAUGGCCUACCAAUUCUGAUCUCGGUCGUUCGACGACGAAAGAUGUUAAGGGACGCUCCAUUUUCGCUGGGUAGAUUCGGAUAUGCUAUUAAUAUUGCAACUAUCCUUUGGAUAUGCCUAGCCGUUGCUCUCUUUUGUAUGCCAGUCUCACUGCCCGUUACGGCAUCGUCAAUGAAUUAUGCGAGCGUUGUGUUUGCGGGCUUUGCAACAAUCAGCGUGGUGUGGUAUUUCGUGCGCGCGCGCAAAGUGUUCAAGGGACCGCCAGUGAUGGUCGACGAUGCUGCGCCGGGUGAUCUUGGCGUCUACUCGGUGAAGGGCUCAGGCCACCUCGAAGAAGGUCAAUAUGUUGUUAAUACGAAGACAGAAUAGCUAGUUAACGCGUUUUAGCAUGGAGCAUAGA
Coccidioides posadasii C735 delta SOWgp is the source of this 1741-nucleotide messenger RNA. RefSeq lists its product as uncharacterized. Gene Ontology annotation, biological process: transmembrane transport. Lineage: Eukaryota; Fungi; Ascomycota; Eurotiomycetes; Onygenales; Onygenaceae. Gene Ontology annotation, cellular component: membrane. Gene Ontology annotation, molecular function: transmembrane transporter activity. The record is from RefSeq and is a predicted model, not a curated record.